This is a messenger RNA of Aureococcus anophagefferens, 168 nucleotides long. RefSeq lists its product as hypothetical. Gene Ontology annotation, molecular function: cysteine-type peptidase activity. The annotation marks the transcript as partial. The transcript has a single exon. Gene Ontology annotation, biological process: proteolysis. NCBI's taxonomy places the organism in Eukaryota, Pelagophyceae, Pelagomonadales, Pelagomonadaceae. The record is from RefSeq and is a predicted model, not a curated record.
ACGGACCACGUCAUCGAGGUCGUCGGCUGGGGCGAGAGCGACGAGCUGGGCGCGUACUGGGAGAUCCGCAACUCGUGGGGCGAGUACUGGGGCGACAACGGCUUCGCCAAGGUGCGGCGCGGGCUCAACGACGGGCUCAUCGAGGCCCACUGCACCUGGGUCCACCCG